AUGCUUCCCGUGAGCCAGGCCUUGCGGCGUGGUUUCGCAUCCAGUACUGGCCGCCAAGGCUACUCGGACACUCUCUCCAACCUGGCGGCAGGCCCACACUCCAAUGUGAUCGUACAAGGCUUCACGGGCAAAGCGUCGACGGUGCACACACAGAUCUCGCUCGACAUGGGCACCAACGUCGUCGCAGGCGUGUCCCCCGGCAAAGGCGGUUCCAAGCACCUCGGUGGCCGGCCCGUGUUCAACUCCGUUCGCGAAGUGCUCGACUCCGGGAUCCGCGUCGAUGCCACGUCCGUCUUCGUACCCCCCGCGCUUGCGGCGGAUGCGAUCAUCGAAGCGAUCCAUGCCGAGAUCCCCUUGAUCGUCAGCGUCGCCGAGGGCGUCCCCGUCAAAGACCAGUUCCGCGUCAUGGAGGCGCUGCACUCGCAGUCCAAGUCGCGUCUGCUGGGAGCGAACAGUCCCGGCUUCUGCAAUCCGAGGGGUUGCAGGAUGGGCAUUGCGCCAAUGAUCACGUGCGCGCCGGGGCCGGUGGGGAUUACGUCCCGGUCGGGGACGUUGUCGUAUGAGGCUGCAUACGCCACGAAGAGGCUGGGCCAGUCGUACAUCUUGGGCCUCGGGGGCGAUUUCUACCCGGGCACGCGCACGGUCGAAGCGCUCGAGUUUCUGUUCAAUGAUCCAGACACACAGGCUAUUGUACUCGCCGGCGAGAUAGGAGGGACGAUGGAGGAAGAGGUGUAUCACCUACUCAGCGACCCCGCGUCCAAGUACAGGCAGAAGGCCGAUGCGCACAAGUUCGUCAAGCCCAUCGUAGGCUUCAUUGCCGGCCUCAACACGCCUCCUGGUCAGAUGUUCGGCCAUGCAGGCGCCAUCUGGCGUGACGGCACGAGUAGUGCAAUCGAGAAGAAGAAGAUGUGGCAAGAGGUGGGGAUCAGGAUGGCUGAUGCCAUUGCAGAUGUCGGCAAGUUGAUCGAGCAAGAGAUGGACAGGUACGGAGUCUCAGCGAGCAAGAAGUAG
Messenger RNA from Sporisorium graminicola, 1011 nucleotides. RefSeq lists its product as uncharacterized. Gene Ontology annotation, cellular component: succinate-CoA ligase complex (ADP-forming); mitochondrion. Gene Ontology annotation, molecular function: succinate-CoA ligase (GDP-forming) activity; succinate-CoA ligase (ADP-forming) activity. The coding region runs from base 1 to 1011 and encodes 336 amino acids. The record is from RefSeq and is a predicted model, not a curated record. NCBI's taxonomy places the organism in Eukaryota, Fungi, Basidiomycota, Ustilaginomycetes, Ustilaginales, Ustilaginaceae. Gene Ontology annotation, biological process: tricarboxylic acid cycle. The transcript has a single exon.